AGUGUGCGAUUGUCACCUGUAACUACUGUGUUUCAUUUCGUGUGCAUUCGCAUGUGGGUACUGAUGUCUUCUGCUGGUUACAGUUUAUUAAAAGCGAUGGCAAAGUGAUUAGCCGAAUCUGGAAGUUCCUGAAGACCUUUUGUAAGCGGUUCCUGAUCUGUGCAAGAACAUUUCAUUAGUAGCGCGGUGUUGGAGUCAGUUUGUUUCCACUAUAAGUAGGCAGCCAGGUAAAAAAAGUAGAGAUGACUGACGACGUAUCAGAUGAUUCUAGCGACUUGGAUUCUGGAGUCCCAGCACACACAAUCAAAUAUUUUCCUCGUAGCGGUCGUCAGAAAGGGCCGAGUAAUUUGGCCCUCAAACGCGCAAACCUUAUGUUCACGAUGGAAAAUGAACGCUACCGCACUAAGUGCCGUAAGCUUGAGCGCUUUAUGAAGGACUUGGUAAUAGAGAGUGCAGCGCUGUGUGACCAAGUGGCACGCGUACAAGAGUCUAUCUUUGUGGCCAAAGAAGAGCGACGUUUCCUGUUAAAGAAGUUCCUCCAGUAUCGCCAGCAACGUGAUGGACCAGUUGAAACAGUGCGACCUACACUCGUCAGCGCACCGGCGCAGAGUCGCUGUUCGACGCCACCGUCCACGGCAACACAUGGGGCUAUUUCGGACAGCAUCGACAAGCCGCCAGCAAAGUCUUCAAAAAAGGUCCUUAAGCGCCGUAACACUAAGGAGGGGAUUGCUGAGGAAGCACCAAGAGCUAAACGGAGAAAGCCAGCAGGAGCGGACAAGCGUCUUGUAGCACCUAUUCCUCUGGACUCAUGUGGUCGACCCUUGUUUCCCAUUGUGCUGCCCGGUUGCAAAGUACAUAGCCUUGGGGAGAUUGUCACUGAUCGAGCUGGAUUCCACUGUCAGGAGAGCCUGUACCCUGUUGGCUACUGCAGCUCCCGCAUUUAUGCGAGUGUUCUGAAUGCCAAUCACGCCUGCAUCUACACAUGCACCAUUCUGGAUGCUGGCACUGGACCUCGGUUCGAAAUUGUUGCAGAGGAUGCACCUGAGCGACCUUUUGUGGGCAGCAGUCCAGAUGAAUGCUAUGUUGCUCUUCUACGAGCAGUGAAUCGAACGUGUGGGGCAGAGGUAAUUGUGCCUGCAGCACGAGGUGCAGAUUUUUUUGCUUUGCCUCAUCCAACCAUUCAGAAUUUGGUCCAGAGUUGUCCUGGUGCACGCAAGUGCCCCAAUUACAGAUGGGUGCGUUUUGAGGUGUCACGCAGUGCGACUGAUGAAACUGAGCGGCUUGACAGUGACCCCUACUUGAGCUACGCAGCCUUUCGGCAACUGUGUCUUCAGCCACGACUAGCUGCCAUAGCUGCGGCAUCUGAGCCCAGCCUGCCUGGAGGAGUGACCAUCAAACAGGAACCAUUGGACACUGUGUAGGCACAUCAAAAACAAAUGGUUCUCAUGUGAGGUAGCUUGAUCAGGGGUGGAAUCAAGAGCACAUGCUCACCAGUGGAAGCCGAAUGCCAGGACCACAUCAGGACGAGGACUGCAGAUGUUGAGCUUGAUGUUAUUUAUAUUACUGGCAAAUAAAAUAUUCUCUGGCACUGAUGCCAGCUACAUUGUG
Molecule: messenger RNA, 1608 nt
Organism: Rhipicephalus sanguineus (brown dog tick)
Lineage: Eukaryota; Metazoa; Arthropoda; Arachnida; Ixodida; Ixodidae
Product: transforming growth factor beta regulator 1
Exons: 5
Coding region: 243-1421 (392 amino acids)
Biological process (GO): regulation of cell cycle
Cellular component (GO): nucleus
Source: RefSeq, a predicted model, not a curated record